GGUGGGGAGAUGCGCUCCCAGGUGUUUGCAGCGGAAGUGGGAAACCUGUAGGUUAUGGUCCAGCUGUGCCGCGCCCAGGCGAGCAGGAGCAGGGAACAGAUACCCACUUUGGAUCGUUUCUGAAGCUGAAUUCAGAACAAUCUUAAGGCAUAGAAGCAGCAUUGACUCAGGCCAGCCGAAUUUGGAAGAUGUAAAUCCCCCAGCUCGCAGCACAGAAUGCGUUAUUUGAGAGUAUUGCGAUGCAGAGAGCCAGCUUUACUGUCAUCUAACCUGCUCUCCCCAGAAGGUUGGCUGAAGGAUGGGAGCGGCUGUGCCUGCUUCUGAGGUCACAGCUUGAAGUCCUUUUAACUUGCUUUCUGCUGCAGGAGAGAGGCAUAUUGUGGUAUAACUGUCGCUGCAUUUAUUCAAACGGACAAUUUGCAAUAAAUAUUAUACCCAGAACAACAGAACACUCCACCAUAUGAGGUGUUAAAUAUUAUCCAACUGCCAUAAAUCUAAAGCUUUUUUGGAAAAUUGAACCUAACCUCUACUGAACACAAGAUGAAAAUGUGGUUGCUGGUCAGUCAGUUGCUUGUGAUAAUAUCUUUUACAACCUGUCUAUCAGAGUUCACCUGGCACAGAAGGUAUGGUCAUGGAGUUUCUGAGGAAGACAAAGGAUUUGGACCAAUUUUUGAAGAGCAACCAAUCAAUACCAUUUAUCCAGAGGAGUCACCAGAAGGAAAAGUCUCACUAAACUGCAGGGCACGAGCCAGUCCUUUCCCAGUUUACAAAUGGAGAAUGAAUAAUGGGGAUGUUGAUCUGACAAGUGAUCGGUAUAGUAUGGUAGGAGGAAACCUUGUUAUCAACAACCCUGACAAACAGAAAGAUGCUGGAAUAUACUACUGCUUAGCGUCAAAUAACUAUGGGAUGGUCAGAAGCACUGAAGCAACCCUGAGCUUUGGAUAUCUCGAUCCUUUCCCACCUGAGGAACGUCCUGAGGUCAGAGUGAAAGAAGGGAAAGGAAUGGUGCUUCUCUGUGACCCUCCAUACCAUUUUCCAGAUGAUCUGAGCUACCGCUGGCUUCUAAAUGAAUUUCCUGUAUUUAUCACCAUGGAUAAACGACGAUUUGUGUCUCAGACAAAUGGCAAUCUCUACAUCGCGAAUGUCGAGGCAUCGGACAAAGGCAAUUAUUCCUGCUUUGUGUCCAGUCCUUCUAUCACAAAGAGUGUGUUCAGCAAAUUUAUCCCACUCAUUCCAUUACCUGAACGAACAACAAAACCAUAUCCUGCUGAUAUCGUAGUUCAGUUCAAGGACGUAUAUGCACUGAUGGGCCAAAACGUGACUUUAGAGUGUUUUGCACUUGGCAAUCCUGUUCCUGAUAUCCGAUGGCGGAAGGUCCUAGAACCAAUGCCAAGCACUGCUGAGAUCAGCACCUCUGGUGCUGUCCUCAAGAUCUUCAAUAUUCAGCUGGAAGAUGAAGGCACGUAUGAAUGUGAGGCUGAGAACAUUAGAGGAAAGGAUAAACACCAUGGAAGAAUUUAUGUUCAAGCAUUUCCCGAGUGGGUAGAACACAUCAAUGACACAGAGGUGGACAUAGGCAGUGAUCUCUACUGGCCUUGUGUGGCCACAGGGAAGCCCAUCCCUACAAUCCGAUGGCUGAAAAAUGGAUAUUCGUAUCAUAAAGGGGAAUUGAGACUAUACGAUGUGACUUUUGAAAAUGCUGGAAUGUACCAGUGCAUAGCUGAAAACACUCAUGGAGUCAUUUAUGCAAAUGCGGAGUUGAAGAUCUUGGCUUUGGCUCCAACUUUUGAAAUGAAUCCUAUGAAGAAAAAGAUCCUGGCUGCCAAAGGAGGAAGGGUUAUAAUUGAAUGUAAACCUAAAGCUGCACCAAAACCAAAAUUUUCCUGGAGCAAAGGGACAGAGUGGCUUGUCAAUAGCAGCAGAAUACUCAUUUGGGAAGAUGGCAGCUUGGAAAUCAAUAACAUUACAAGGAAUGAUGGUGGUAUCUAUACAUGCUUUGCAGAAAAUAAUAGAGGGAAGGCUAACAGCACUGGGACUCUUGUCAUCACAGAUCCCACACGAAUUAUAUUGGCCCCAAUUAACGCUGAUAUCACUGUUGGAGAAAAUGCCACCAUGCAGUGUGCCGCUUCCUUUGAUCCUGCCCUGGAUCUCACAUUUAUUUGGUCCUUCAAUGGCUAUGUGAUCGAUUUUAACAAAGAGAACAUUCAUUACCAGCGGAAUUUUAUGCUGGAUUCCAAUGGGGAACUGCUCAUCAGAAAUGCCCAGCUGAAACAUGCUGGGAGAUACACAUGCACAGCUCAGACAAUUGUGGACAAUUCUUCAGCUUCGGCUGACCUUGUUGUGCGAGGCCCUCCAGGUCCUCCAGGUGGUCUGAGAAUAGAAGACAUUAGAGCCACUUCUGUGGCACUUACUUGGAGCCGCGGUUCAGACAAUCACAGUCCUAUAUCUAAAUACAACAUCCAGACCAAGACUAUACUUUCAGAUGACUGGAAAGAUGCGAAGACGGAUCCCCCAAUUAUUGAAGGAAAUAUGGAGGCAGCAAGAGCAGUGGAUUUAAUCCCAUGGAUGGAGUAUGAAUUUCGUGUAGUAGCAACCAAUACACUGGGUAUAGGGGAACCCAGUAUACCAUCAAACAAAAUUAAAACAGAUGGUGCCGCACCUAAUGUGGCUCCCUCAGAUGUGGGAGGUGGGGGUGGAAGCAACAGAGAGCUGACCAUAACAUGGGCACCUUUGUCGAGAGAAUACCACUAUGGCAACAAUUUUGGUUACAUUGUGGCAUUUAAGCCAUUUGAUGGGGAAGAAUGGAAAAAAGUUACGGUUACUAAUCCAGAUACUGGCCGAUAUGUCCAUAAAGACGAGACCAUGCGCCCUUCCACGGCGUUUCAAGUCAAAGUUAAGGCCUUCAACAACAAAGGAGAUGGACCUUACAGCCUCACAGCAGUCAUUAAUUCAGCACAAGACGCUCCCAGUGAAGCCCCGGCAGAAGUAGGCGUAAAAGUCUUAUCAUCUUCAGAAAUAUCUGUUCAUUGGGAGCAUGUUGUAGAAAAAAUAGUGGAAAGUUAUCAGAUUCGGUACUGGUCCGCCCAUGACAAAGAAGCGGCUGCACACAGAGUUCAAGUCACCAGCCAAGAAUACUCGGCCAGGCUGGAGAACCUUCUGCCGGACACCCAGUACUUUGUGGAAGUCAGGGCCUGCAAUAGCGCGGGAUGUGGACCUCCCAGUGACAUGAUUGAGACCUUCACCAAGAAAGCACCUCCAAGCCAGCCACCGAGGAUUAUCAGUUCCAUAAGGUCUGGUUCACGAUACAUAAUCACCUGGGAUCAUGUGGUCGCACUAUCAAACGAAUCUACAGUGACAGGAUAUAAGGUACUCUAUAGACCUGAUGGCCAGCAUGAUGGCAAACUGUAUUCAACUCAUAAACACUCCAUAGAAGUCCCAAUCCCCAGGGAUGGAGAGUAUGUUGUGGAGGUUCGUGCACACAGUGAUGGAGGAGAUGGAGUGGUGUCUCAAGUCAAAAUUUCAGGUGCAUCCACCAUAUUACCAAGUCUUCUCGGCUUACUGCUGCCUGCCCUUGGCAUCUUUCUCUACUUGGAAUUCUGAAUGUGGUGUGACAGCUGCUGUUUCCAUCCCAGCUCAGAGGACACCCUUCAUCCCUGUGAUGACUACAGUUUCUUCCAACUCCUGCGGCUCCGUCCUAAGCCAAAUAAAUUAUCCUUUAACAAACUAUCCAACUGAUUUACAACACACAUUAUGACUGAGGCAUUCAGGAACCCCUUCAUCCAAAAGAAUAAACUUUUAAAUGGAUUUAAAAUGAUUUUUAACUCGUUCCAAUAUGCCUUAUAAACCACUUAACCUGAUUCUGUGACAGUUGCAUGAUUUAAUCCAAUGGGACAAGUUACAGUGUCAAUUCAAUACUAUAGGCUGUAGAGUGAAAGUAAAAUCACCAUACACAGGUGCUUUAAAUUUAAUAACAAGUUGUGAAAUAAAUAGAGGUUGAAAUGUUGAUUGUAUGUGGUAAAUGUAAGAGUAAUACAGUCUCUUGUAUUAUCCUCUCUGUCUUGGGUCCUGCAUAUUUUCAAACGGCCCCUAUCAUUCAAGACAUUUUGAGUUUUCUUGAAAAAGACAUAGAAUAUAACUGAAACGUUUUGACAUCAAUUCCAUUACCAAAUCAUUUGACUGAAUGAGUUGAAAGAUUUUAAAUAUUGAAAACCAAAUUCUAGAACAUAUUAUCAGUAUUCUCAUUUUGGAAGUGUGUAAUUUUCUAAAUGUUUGAUUUUCAGGAUCAGUAAUAAUUUUAAGUUAGUUUUUUAAUAGUGAAAUUAACAUACCACAUGAAGAUUUUUUUUACUUUUGUAUUCUACUCUGAAGUUAUUUUAUGCUUUUAUUAUCGGUUUCAAACCUCAAAAAUCAUAGCUGUUAUCUAGAGUAUCAUCAUAUUGCUGUAUUUAUUCAUACGUGAAAUGUUGAAUUUUGAAAAGUAGAGUGCUUCCAAUUUUAAACUGAGAUGUGGCAGUCUUUACACAGCUAGGAAUAAUGACAGUUAAGUGAAUGUCAGAAUUAUCUAAUAAUAUUCUAGAAUCUUUGUUUUUGUGCUUCAUUUCUUUAUUGAAGGUAUGGGAUCAAGAAAUCACCUAUAGGUUGGAAAAAUACAAUAUUCCUUAUUUUUUUUAAACUUAGUUUUAAACUCAUUUCCCGCCUCAAUGCAAUACGGUAACUGGCUAAAAAUACCAAAUCAAUAUGUUGCUAAUGGUACUUUGAAGAGUAUGCAAAACUGGAAGGCCAGGAGGAGACAAAUAAUGGGUCUGUCCAAUGGUGUCUCCCAAGGGUUGGUGCUUUAGGUUUUUGUAAGUUGUGAAAAGGAAGAUGCACAUUUCUUCAUUCUCCAUGGUGUGCACGGAAAUGUGUUUGAGUGUGGAUGUGACAGAAAUCGAGUAAUAAAGGAUUAGCUGGCUCAUGAAAUAGUGCAAUGUCUGAUGCUUCAAGAGGUAUAAUCCUAUUUUAUUAGCACAACUUUGCUAGCUAAUUAGAGAUAGAGUUUAUCUUUUUAGAAAGGAUACCUUAUAGGUUCGUAAAAAAAAUAUUUACAGGAAGCAAAAUAGAUCUAUUACUACUUUACCCCCUUUUCUUUAAUUUGUAUAAUUUUUGUACUAUAUAUCUAUGUGUAAAUGUUUAGAGCUUUCAUUAUGAAAAUAUCAACAAAUAUUUCAUUAGUUUACAUUUAACUCUUUGUUAUAAAAUGAAACUUUUUAAAAACAAGUGAAAUGGAUGAUUUCCCAGUGGAAGUAUGUCAACAGUCUUGAGAUCAUUACCAGAUUUCAUAAAAUAUUUAAUUAUUUGGAAAAGAAACAAAAUCUCUUCAUACUUUAGGAAAAAAAAUACUCUGUGAGCUUUCUGUACAAAUGUUUGUGUUUUCAUUGUUACACUUUGGGGUUUUCCUUUUGCAAUGUGACCCAUGUUGGGCAUUUUUAUAUAAUCGACAACAACUAAAUCUUUUGCCAAAUGCAUGCUUGCCUUUUAUUUUCUAAUGUAUGGUAAUAAAGAGCAAAACUGGUUAGAUUUUGCAUGAAAUGGUUCAGAAAGGUAAGAGGAAAACAGACUUUGGAGAUUGUUUAAUUUCAAAUUUGUGACAGAGAUAAGGUAGAUUAAAAUCUCUCAUACACUGAUAACUGAAGCUUUUCAUUUCCUCAUACAAUUGUACAAAUUUGACUGGGACCAUCAGUUUUAAACUGUUGUCAAACUAACUAAUGUAUCAUCUGCUUUAAGACGCAAGAUUCUUAAUUAAACUUUAUAUAGAUAUAGAGACAUCUGUUGUUUCUUUGUAUUUCAGGAAAGGUGAUAGUAGUUUUAUUUGAUACUGAUAAAUAUUGAAUUGAUUUUUUUAGUUAUUUUUUAUCAUUUUUUCAAUGGAGUAGUAUAGGACUGUGCUUUGUCCUUUUUAUGAAUGAAAACAAAUUAUAAAGAAAUAAAUGUCUUACUGUUACCCAAGAAAUAACAACUGUCCUUUCAAUUUACCUAAAGUUGAG
Molecule: messenger RNA, 6023 nt
Organism: Equus quagga
Lineage: Eukaryota; Metazoa; Chordata; Mammalia; Perissodactyla; Equidae
Gene: CNTN1
Product: contactin 1
Exons: 26
Coding region: 541-3600 (1019 amino acids)
Biological process (GO): brain development; cell-cell adhesion
Molecular function (GO): cell-cell adhesion mediator activity
Source: RefSeq, a predicted model, not a curated record